Messenger RNA from Haemonchus placei, 1173 nucleotides. Lineage: Eukaryota; Metazoa; Nematoda; Chromadorea; Rhabditida; Trichostrongylidae. The record is from the annotation of a GenBank genome assembly.
AUGCUUCGUGCUAGAUGGAAGCAGCUUACUGAUGAGGAGAAACGUUUGAACAAUGACAAUGCACGAAUCUGGGAGGAUCUUCAAAAAGCCAGAAAUGAUCUCGAUGAGGAGACUAUUGGCCGUAUUGAUUUCCAAAACCAAGUACAAACUCUUAUGGAGGAACUCGAAUUCCUUCGCAGAGUCCACGAACAGGAAGUCAAGGAGCUGCAGGCACUUCUCGCACAAGCACCAGCCGAUACCCGUGAAUUCUUCAAGAAUGAAUUGGCUUUGGCCAUCAGGGAUAUCAAGGAUGAGUACGAUUACAUUGCUAAACAGGGUAAACAGGAUAUGGAAAGCUGGUACAAACUCAAGGUGUCCGAAGUACAAGGCUCAGCAAAUCGUGCUGCUAUGGAAUCGACAUACCAACGCGAGGAGGUGAAAAGAAUGCGCGACAAUAUUGGCGAUCUUCGUGGAAAACUUGGCGAUCUCGAAAAUAAGAACGCACUGCUUGAAAAGGAAGUACAGAAUCUCAACUAUCAGCUUAGCGAUGAUCAACGACAAUACGAAAUGGCCCUUAAUGAUCGUGAUGCUACUCUUCGCCGAAUGCGUGAGGAAUGCCAGACAUUGGUUGCCGAAUUGCAAGCCUUGCUCGAUACCAAACAGAUGUUGGAUGCGGAAAUCGCUAUCUACAGAAAGAUGUUGGAAGGAGAAGAGAGUCGUGUUGGUUUACGUCAAAUGGUCGAACAGGUUGUAAAGACACAUUCAUUGCAACAACAAGAAGAUACCGAUUCGACACGUUCUGUACGUGGCGAAGUCUCCACCAAGACCACAUUCCAACGUUCUGCAAAGGGAAAUGUCACCAUUGCCGAAUGCGACCCUAAUGGCAAAUUCAUCACCCUCGAGAAUACUCAUAGAACAAAGGAUGAGAAUCUGGGUGAGCACAAGCUGAAGAGAAAAUUAGAUAAGGGACGCGAAAUCGUAUUCACUAUUCCUCCCAAUACCGUAUUGAAGGCCGGCAAAACGAUGAAGAUCUAUGCACGUGAUCAGGGAGGUAUCAACAACCCACCAGAAUCGUUGGUAUUCGAAGCUGAAAACACGUGGGGUAUCGGUGCCAAUGUCGUCACCUCACUUUACAACAAAGAAGGCGAAGAACGUGCUACGCACACACAGAAGACCAUUCAGACCGGCAUCUAA